Messenger RNA from Panicum virgatum (switchgrass), 414 nucleotides. RefSeq names its product oryzalexin E synthase-like. The transcript has a single exon. Bases 1 to 414 code for a protein of 137 amino acids. Gene Ontology annotation, molecular function: monooxygenase activity; heme binding; oxidoreductase activity, acting on paired donors, with incorporation or reduction of molecular oxygen. The record is from RefSeq and is a predicted model, not a curated record. NCBI's taxonomy places the organism in Eukaryota, Viridiplantae, Streptophyta, Magnoliopsida, Poales, Poaceae.
AUGCCCGAAAUUCGUCGGUUUAUGGCCGAAGAAUUUUAUCCCGUUUCUUGUAGUGAUGUGCCGAAAGGGAAGGGCGUCAUCGUCAACCUGUGGGCGAUUGGAAGGGACAAGAGCGCAUGGCCUCGUCCCGAGGAGUUCAUCCCGGUGAGGUUCUUGGCUGGCCAGGAGGUGCACUCAUCAAUGGUGAAGGAGGCAUAUAGGCCGUUUGGCGCGGGCCGCAGGGUGUGCCCUGGAAUGGAGUACACCGCACGGUCCGUGCCAUUGGCAUCGAUUCUGCAUAGAAAUGAGUGGAAACUACCUGAUGGUGGUGAUGGGAUCGGAUUGGAGGGCAUGGACCUCAAUGACCGCUAUGGCACCGUGCUGAAUCCGGCGACCCCGCUCCAUGCAUGCUGUGCUGGUGUGUCUACCGUGUGA